Molecule: messenger RNA, 882 nt
Organism: Malassezia sympodialis ATCC 42132
Lineage: Eukaryota; Fungi; Basidiomycota; Malasseziomycetes; Malasseziales; Malasseziaceae
Source: RefSeq, a predicted model, not a curated record
AUGGACGAUGGGCUGGUGCCGAACGGCGCUCCGCCGCCGCGCCACGAGCUCGAAUCGGACGACGAAGAUGCACUGAUCGAAGCUGUCCACCCGAUCCGUCUCGUGGGCUCCGUGCCGCAUGGACGUGCCUGGAGCGUACUACUGGACGAUACAGGCGCUGCCGUUCUGCUCGCCACGCAAGGCGACUGGACCGAGCAGGCACACUUCGAGGCAGGUCCGACGAAGCUAGCUGGUAUCCAUGUGCCAGCGUCAGAGUCAAUGCCGAUAAUGUUGUUUGUGCCGGCCUCCCUGGCAGUGCCUCUGCCGCUCCAACAGAAGAUGGCUCAAGCGGUCGCACAGUGCCGUCCUCGGAGCGUUGCUGUGUUACAGCCAUAUGCCCCGAAUAUGGUGCUCUGCCUGCCCGAUAUGCCCCGUGGGGAUACGCUGAACCCUCCAGUGCAGUAUCUCUUGCAUACGCCACCGACGCAGUCGCCGCCUCCUGCGUGGGCCACUGUCGCCCUCCAGUCGUGUCAGCCAUGGAGCGCGCCUAACACACUCACAGGAUGCGGCGCCGCGCUCUUUGCGCAGGCCAUGUAUUUGGGGUGCCCUGCGCUUCUCCUCAGUGUACCAUCCACACGACCCCACGCGCAUCCACACUACCACACAGCAAGUCAGCCGAACCCCCCGCGGCAAGACAAGGUACGGGCACCGAGCGAUGUGCGCGAGCAACUCGCGCGACUUGUGGAGCCCUUGGACGGCCACUACGAGGCUUUGCUCUUGAAAAUGGUCGGGAAUGGCGCCGCAGAGGGCACGGGACCCUCCCUGCUCGUCGAUGCCUGGCAGGCCGCGAUGGCCGCACACACCACCGCUGGGCACAUUGGCGACGGCGGAAUGUAUAUAUAG